Messenger RNA from Candida albicans SC5314, 7503 nucleotides. It is a transcript of the gene UTP20, whose product is annotated as Utp20p. Lineage: Eukaryota; Fungi; Ascomycota; Pichiomycetes; Serinales; Debaryomycetaceae. Gene Ontology annotation, molecular function: excinuclease ABC activity. Gene Ontology annotation, cellular component: small-subunit processome; nucleolus; 90S preribosome. The record is from RefSeq and is a predicted model, not a curated record. The transcript has a single exon. The coding region runs from base 1 to 7503 and encodes 2500 amino acids.
AUGCUGAAGCCAAGAACUAAAACAACAGAAUCGAGUAGAAGACAUGCAUUCUCUUCAUUUCGUGAAAGAGUCGAUUCAAUUAAAAUCGAACCAAGUAAAAAAUUAACUAAAAGGGUUUAUGAUUAUAUUGAUACUGAAGAUCAAACUGACUCAUAUUUUCUUACUACAUUGGAACAUUGGAAAGAAACUAAUUUAUCAGGGAAUUUCACUGAAUUUUUAAAUAAAAUUGAACAAAAUUGUCAAUCAUUACCACAACUUAUUUAUCAUCAAUCAAGUAUUUACCAAGCAUUAUUUGAUGCCAUUUCCAAGAAUGAUGUUCAUUCAAUUCAACCUUUACUUGAAUUAAUGUCACAAUUUAUUCAUGAUUUAGGAUCGGAUUUUUUACCCUUUUAUACUAGGACAUUGAAAUUAUUGACGGAUUUAGUAUUACUGGUCAAUCCCAAUGAUUUCCAAAAUAAUAGAAAUACUUCAAAUGUUUUAGAAUGGGCUUUUAAUACUUUGGCAUUUGCAUUCAAAUAUCUAUCACGUAAUUUAGCUAGUGAUUUAAAACCAACAUUUAUGGAAUUAUUACCUUUAUUACAAUUGACUAAGAAAACCUAUAUUUCCCGAUUUUGUGCAGAAGCAUUAUCAUUUCUUAUACGUAAACUGAAUCCCGAAUCUUUAAAUGAAACUGUUCAAUUUUCAUUAUUUGAUCAAAUCGAUAUAAUAUUAUAUAAUGACGCCUAUUGUGAAUCCUUAACGAUUUUAUAUAGUGAAGCCAUGAAAAAUACAAAGGGUACUUUCCAUUCUAAAGCCAAUGUGAUUUUCUCCAAACUUAUGGAAAAUACAUUAUAUAAGGUCGACGCUAAGGCACAACCAAAACUUAUUAGUAUCAUAUCCGAUAUCAUACUCGAUAUUUUGAAUCAUGGAACAGUGGAAGCAUGUGACAAGUUUUAUGCGAUGGUGACUAAAUAUUUAAACAGUUUACUUCAAAAAAAUGACCCAUCAGAAGUCGAAUUAUUAACUACAUAUCAAAUAUUAUCCACAUUAGCAUUUGCCGAAUCAGGUAAGAAGAUUACUAAUUGGGAUAUUGUUCUUGAAACUGUUGAUUUAUUAGUUGAAAAAUUAAACAGCAUCAACAUCACCACCACCACCACCACCAAACAGGAAUUACUUGAAUCAUAUAUUUAUUUAUUGGUUAUUGUGUUUAGAAAUGCUGAUAUUCAAUCAUUAACUAUUAGACACAAGAAAUAUUUUGAUUCAAUUUAUAAUACGCCAGGAUUUUUAACAUUCACUGAAGCUAGUUUAUCAAUUGCCAAAUCUAAAGUUAUCAAUUUUGGAAUCACAAAACUUGUGCAAAACUAUAUCAAUAACUGUUCCUCCAAUGAUAGUGAAAAAUUGACAUAUUUCUUGGAGAAGAAUGAUAUUAGUUCAAAAUUACAAAUUCCUCAAUCAUUAGUCACUCGGAUUGCCAAUGAAGUAAAUCAAGAUUUUGAAUCACAAUCAUUUAAAUCAAUACAUUGGAAAUUACUAUUAUUAAAUUUUGCCAACAAUUUCCAAGAUAUAAAUUUACAAUCUUUGAAAACAUUAUUGUUUAAUUUAGGCAAUGGCAAUAAAAAUCUUGCUGCUAUAACUUUAGAUAUUAUUUCUCAUAAAUUGAAAGAGCUUCUGGAUUCUCAAACUACUCAUUUGCAUGAAGUAACAUCGUUUUUGGAAACGAAUUUCCAUAAAUUUGAUACAUCAGCAAAAUUUUUAAAUGCAAUUAACAAUUAUGUCAAAACAACUACUCAAUCUGGAGACUUUUUAUCCAAGGCAAUUACAUGUUUACAUUAUCCAACCCAUGAAUUACGUACAAAUGCCAUUGAAUUGAUUUCCACUUUGGUUGGUGAUUCCUCAUCAACGUAUUUAUCACAAAUUCGUCUUAUUGAACAAAUUCCUUUAAAUAUAAGUACUGGAAGAGAUAUUACUUUACGUAUUAGAAAUUUGGCUACUGAAUUUCUGAAAGAAAUAAAUCCCAAUGAUUUAGAUAAAAAUUUAAUUGUUAAUUAUUUCUUUGGAUUACUUUCUAAUAAAUUCCAACCAUCAUGGACAGCAGUUUAUGAAAGUUUACCACUUAUUUCCAGUACUUGCAAACCAGAAAUUUGGCAAGUAGCAUAUAAAUUACUUACAUUGGAUUACACAAAUGACGAAAAUCAUGAAGAAGAUGAAGAUUUAGUAAAUUUCCCGUUUGAAAGCACAUUGAUUGAUUGGCAACCACGUAAUUCACGUUUAUUAAAUAAUUUUGAACUGUUUGAAAAUUCAUAUUUGGCACCUUAUAGAAACAUAUCCGAGGCAAUUGAUAAUAGUUUAGAAAGAAAUGCCCAUUUUGAUAAUAUGGUUAGAUCUCAUGUUUUAAGUGCUUUGAAAACAGUACCAUCAGUGGCUGAAAAGAAUGCUGGCAAAUUAAUCCCCAUUAUAACCCAUCAACAACCAACAACAGAUGAAGACGAUGGGUUACAAUUUUGGUCACGUAAAGAUCGUAAUGAAUUACUUGAAUUAUUUGCUAAAUUCAAAAAUUUACGGAAAAUACCUGAAGGUGAAGAAUUAUAUGAUUAUUUACUUGAUUAUUUAUUAACUAGUAAAUAUGUCAAAGUUCAACAAUUAGCUCUCGAUGUUUUAUUUACAUGGAAUAAUCCAUCCAUAAACAAAUAUCGAGAUAAUUUGAAAAAUUUAUUAGAUGAUGCUAUAUUCAGUGAUGAAAUUUCCAAUUUCAUAAUGACUAAUUCAUCUUCUUCUUCUUCUUCAUCAACCACAAGUAUUAUUGAACCACAAGAUAAACCAAUAGUUAUGAAAUUUGUUAUUAGAAUUUUAUUUGGUAGAGUUCAAGGAUCACCUAAAAGUAAUAGUAAACAAGGUAAAAAAUUUGCCGUUAUAUCGGUAUUACCAAGUUUAACUAAUUCAGAAAUUAUAUCAUUUAUUGAAUUAGGAGCUAAUAAAAUAGGUUAUGAAGGGUUUUUCAGUGGUCAAAUUCCAAAAGCAAGUUUAGGACUUGAUCAAUCAGAAUUGAAAAAAAUUAGUGGAUUUAUUAAUUUAUUACUGGAAGUUUAUAAUACUUUGGGAGCUAAUUAUAGCGAAUCAUUACAAACCACCAUCAAACCAUUAGUGUUUUCUCUUGUUUCAGCACAAAAUAGAAUUGAAUCAACAAGUUUGGUGGAUUCAAUCAUAACUGAAAAAAUGGCGAAAAAUAUUAGACUGAAUGGUAUGAGAUGUUUAACUGAAUUAUUUAAAAUUAUUGGUGAUGGGUUUGAUUGGAAUGAUUAUUUAUCUUUGAUAUAUGAUAAUUUAUUAAAUCCAAGAAUGGAUACAUUUGCUGAUGAAAAUUUACAACAACCUUCAGCUAUGCUUAAAUUAAUAUCAUUUUGGAUUGGUCAAUCUAAUACAUUACCAUUUUUAUACAUUGAUGAAUUUGCUGCUACAAGAGCCAUAUUAUCCUUAUUAAGUAAAUCAUCAGAAGCUAAAGAAGCAGUGACUAUAACAGUAUUAGAUUUUACUAUUAACGCAUUGGAACGUAAAGAUAAUGAAAUUGAUGAAAAAUAUUUCACAUUAUUAGCGUUUGUGGUUGAUUCAUUGUUACAAUAUUUGCCUCAAACCAUUGAAAUGAUUUACAAUAAAGAUGUUGGAUCCCGAGCCAUAAAAGUUUUAUUGUUGUUGAUCUCGGGUAAAUAUAUUGAAGAUCAUGAUACCAAAUCAAGUUUAAUUAAAUCCCUCACUAUUGCCCUUGAAAAAAAUAAUAAUCAAAUUGAUUUGGAUGAUAAGGCAAAUAUUUUAGUUUCAUUAUCUUCAUUAAUUGAUGAAUAUGAUUGUGAAUUUCAUGAAAUCCAACCAUUAUAUGAAAUUUGUUCAAAAUUGUUAAAAAUGUUUGCCGCAAGAAACGUUAGAGAAACUUUAGUCGUUGUUAUUAAUACUUUGGGGAAUAAAUUCAAACAAAUCGAACCAAUAGCACCAAUUAUUGCUGGGCUAAAUGCUUAUAGUGAUAGAAUGAGUGAAUAUGAUUUUGAAAAACGUCUUGAAGCAUAUAGAUUGGUGAAUGAAGAGUUGUAUACAGAGUUAACCCCAAUUCAAUGGUUACCUCUUUUAUAUUGUGCAUUAUUUUUUAUCAACGAUCGUGAUGAAUUGGUUAUAAGAGUUAAUGCCGGUUAUAUAUUGAAAAGAUUUGUUGAUUGUUAUUCCUCUAAAGAAGAACCAAAAGAAUAUAUUCGUCUUCUUAAGGAUAUUGUGUUACCUAAUUUAAAAAUUGGUAUUAGAAAAGAUAAUGAAGAUGUUCAAACUGAAUAUAUUUUGGUGUUGGAACACAUUAUUGAACAUUCAAAGUAUUAUACUGAUUUAGAUGAUAUGAGAGUUUUAGUUGGCAAUACUAGAAAUGCUGCUACUGAUGAUGAUGACGAUGAAGAUGGAGAAGAUAAUUUUUUCCAAAGUAUUAAUCAUAUUCAAUUACAUCGUCGACAAAAAGUCAUCAGAAAAUUACGUGACUAUAAAGAUGAUUUGAAAGAUAAUAGUAUUUCCCAUUAUAUUUUACCCAUAAUUGAAGGUUAUGUCACCACCAAAGAGGAUAAACUUAGAAAUAUUGGGUUAGAAGCAUUAGAAACCAUUGGAGUUUUACUUAAAUCAGUUACUUGGAAUCAAUAUAAAGCCAUUGUGAAACGAUAUAUUGCCAAUUUAAACAAAGCUCAAGAUACAUUAAAACAACGUGUCAAUUUAAUCGUUGCUGUUUCAUCUGCUUUAGCUCAAUCAGUCAAAGAAAACAAUACUAAUUUACCCGAUCAACAAGAACUUGAUCAAUUUGUAUUAUAUGAGAUUUCUCCACCAUUAUUGAAAAUCUUACAAGUGCGUGAUGAUGAAACUAUUGUGGCUCGUGCUCCCUUGGCAGAAGCAUUAACCAAUUUCAUGUUAUGUAUCACUAAAGAAAAGAUUGAUGGUGAAUUACCGUCAAUUUUAACUAGUACAUGUCAAGUGAUGAGAUCAAGAUCGGAAGAAUUAAGAGAUGCCGUAAGGAAAACUUUAGGUAAAAUUGCUGUAUCUUUAGGACCAAAUUAUUUGAGUUUUAUAUUCAAAGAAUUGAAAACUGCAUUAUCAAGAGGUUCACAAAUUCAUGUUUUGAGUUUCACCGUACAUUAUUUAUUAACUUGUGUGGCCACCAUAUUAAAACAUUCUGAUCUUGAUGAUUGUAUUGAGAUCAUUAUUGGAAUUGUCAUGGAAGAUAUAUUUGGUGCUGCUGGUCAAGAAAAAGAUGCUGAAGGUUAUACUAGUAAGAUGAAAGAAGUUAAAUUCAAAAAAAGUUUUGAUACAGCAGAAAUCGUUGCCUCUAAUGUAUCAUUAAAUCAAUUUGGUACCAUUAUUGAACCAAUUAAAAUGUUAUUACAAGAAAUGAUUUCUCAUAAAACUCAAGUUAAACUUGAUGAAUUACUUCGAAGAUUAUCAUUGGGAUUGAAUCAUAAUCAAGAAGCUUCUAAUAUUGAAAUAUUACAUCUUUGUUACGAAAUUUACAUGAUGUCUAAAGAAAAUGAUGAUGAUGAUAACGAAACCAAUGGGAAACCCAAAGUUAGUGCCAAAGAACAACAUUUCCUUACUACUUUGGAUAGAAAAGUGAAAAAACGUGUUGAUAAAUCCCUUUAUAAACAAACCAUGCAAAGACUUUCAUUUGAAUUGUUAAGAACAGCAAUUUCUCGUCAUGAUAAUUUAAUGUCCGUAACCAAUUUACAAGGGUUUAUCCCCUUAUUGGAAGAAGGAGUCAAAUCAGAAAAUGAAACCGUGAUAACGGCAUCAUUGAAAAUUUUAAAUAUAAUAAUUCGUUUACCAUUCCCUGAUCAAGGAAUUUUUAAAGCUUGUGCAAGAAGAACAUUAAUAUUAAUUAAAGAUUCACCUUCAACAAAUCUGGAUAUAUGUCAAGCAGCAUUAAAAUUUUUAGCUACUACUAUUAGACAUAAUCCUGAAGUAACCAUGAAAGAAUCAGCCAUUAGUUAUGUUUUGACGAGAAUUCAACCUGAUUUAGAAGAACCAAAUAAACAAGGGUUGGCUUUUAAUUUUUUGAAAGCAGUUGUAUCCCAACAUAUCAUGAUCCCAGAAAUUUAUGAUUUAAUGGAUAAUGUUGCCAAAUUAAUGAUUGUAAACCAUUCGAAAGAAAUUAGAGAUAUGUCAAGAAGUGUUUAUUUCCAAUUUUUAAUGGAAUAUGACCAAGGUAAAGGAAGAUUAGAAAAACAAUUCAAAUAUUUGGUUAGUAAUUUGACUUAUCCAACUGAGGAAGGUCGUCAAUCAAUAAUGGAAUUGAUUCAUUUAAUUGUUGUUAAAGCUGGUAAAGAUUUAUUAAAUAAAUUGGCAUCAUCAUUUUUCGUGUCAUUAGCCAAUGUUUUAGUAUCUGAUGUUUCUUCAAGAUGUCGUGAAAUGGCUAGUUCAUUGAUCACAACCAUAUUGAAAAAAUUGGAUGAUACAAGUAGUAUGGAGAAAUAUUGUCUUGCGUGGAUAAAACAAUCAACCAAUAGUCUUUUGAAAAGAUGUGGUCUUAAUAUUUAUAAAUUGAUUAUAAUGGCUCGUGGAUUUGGUAAAAAUAAGGAAUUAGACAAGAUUGCCUUGGAUAAUAUAUUGAAUAUAAUUGAAGCCUCCAGAAACAGCAAAGAUGAUGACGAGGAGGAAAGAAGUAUGCCUAGUACUAGUACUAGUGGUGGUGGUGGUGACGUUGAAUGGGAACUUGUUUAUGCUUGUCUUUCUACGUUCAGUAGCAUUGCAUCUAUCCUUAAAGAUCGAAUAUUUGAAUAUCGCAAAAUUUGGAAUGGAAUUAUUAAUAUUUUAUUAUUUCCUCAUUCUUGGAUUAGAUUAAUCACUUGUCGAUUAGUCACUAUUCUUCUUUCCAAUAAUGUUGUUAGUGAAUCCCGGAAAUAUGAUUUAGAAACAAUAGCGACUAAAUUGAUUCAUCAAUUACGAGCACCAUCGAUAACUGAAGAUUUAGGUACCCAAAUCACCAAAAAUUUAGUAUUAAUUGCCAUGAAAUGGGAAAAAGAAUCUUAUGAAUGGGAUGAGAAAUUUGCUAAUGAUCAAUUAUUAUCGAAAAUUUGUGGUAUAAUUAAACUGGAACAUGUACAUUCAAUUGUUUCAAAGAAAUCAUGUAUUAAAUUAACUGCCAUGUUUAUUCAAUUUACUAAUGAAACUAGAAUUAUCAAGAUUUCUGAAAUGAUAAUAUCGGCAUUAUAUAAUUAUACUGAUCCGACAUAUGCUACACCAGAUGAUGAAUUGACUAAUUUAAGUUUAGAAGCUUUAGAAUUGGUUCAAGAAAAAAUCGGUACUACUGAAUAUACUAAAUUAUAUUCCAAUGUUAAAGUUAAUGUUAAUAUUAAAAGACAAGAAAGAAAAGCUAAAAGAGCUCAAAUGGCAGUGUCGGCUCCAGAAAUAGCUGCUAAAAGAAAAUUAAAGAAACAUGAAAGGGUUAGAGAGAAAAGAAAACAUGAAAAAGAUAUUAAUGGUUAUUAUAAACCAAAGAAAAAGAGAAUGAUGUAA